CCUUUAUACGUGUAUAUAACAAGUAAUACAAAACGAAAGUUUGGUGGUAGUGACAUAUUUUCCCUCUUAAAUGGAGCUCCACUCGCCCCCAUGGAGGCGACGUAAUUCUACGUAAAGUGUUACCCGGACCAACAUGGCGGCCGCGUCAUUAGUGGAGGCGACGUAAUUCUACGGAAAGUGUGGCCCGGUCCAACAUGGCGGCGGCGUCGCUAGUGGAGGUGACGUAUUUCCGCUCUUGAGUGGAGCUCCACUCGCCCAUAUGUCUGCAGCCAGACCCUCUUGCAGGGAGCCGCUUUCAAUUUGCGGGAGACUCCCGGAACUUCCGGGAGAUUUGGGAUGUCUGUAAUACUGUACAUAAACACAGUUAGCCCCAUUUAUCUAAAUAAACAUUCAACUCACAGAUUCCUCUAUGAAUUAACAGCUUUUUUUGUUCGUUUGUCUCUCUUUCCAGGUUUCACCAGAUGAACCACGUUAGUUUCAUUAGUGUUAACUGGGCCUUAAUCAAUCAUCGACGGAAUCAACAGGAACUCUACGCAAGGGGGCGGAGUCAGCGCUGCUACCUGAGUCUUUUCCGAUUGGAUCUCUAACAUCUGCAGUGCUAUUCAGAGGGUUUUCAAUGGUGCUGCUGCCUGAAACUGGUCUAUCCAGUCUUUCUGCCCGCUGUUUAUGCUCGUGAUGCAGGUAGAUGAGGGCGAGUGAUGAUGUGUGAGCUGACAUAUGUAUAGAAACAAAGAGACAUACACGUUAAGAGAUUUCCUGAGAACAUCUUACGAAUUAAGAGAAAUAAACGUUCGAAAUUGCCUGAGAAAAGCUUACGUGUGGGGUUGUUGCCAUCUGGACUAGUGAAAAUAUCUGUUUUUCAAAAAAAACAAGAAUCAAUAUAUCUGGAAUGAGUUCUAAAAAUGUGACAGAUUGCACCACUAACAUUGAGGCACACUGACUAAGGCAUUUUGGUAUCAGUCAUGAAGGCUGUGCAGCUCUAGCUUCAGCUCGGAGAUCAAACCCCUUACAUUAAAGAAGAAUUUUCGAAGAAGAAUUUCAGUGUGAUCAUGGAUCCAAGCAGUUCAAAUAGUUCCUCAGAGCUGAGGAUUCUCCUUUUGGGUCCAAAACUUGAGGAGAAAAGUUCAGCAGGAAACACAAUCCUGGACAAAAAGGAGUUUUACUUGAAGACUUUGCAAUGUGUGGAGAAACACAGUGAAAGAGCUGGCAAAAAGAUCACUGUGGUUGAUACUCCAGGGUGGUGGGGAAAUUUACCAUUUGAAGAAAACCCUGAACUGUACAAACAGGAAAUUAUCCUGAGUGUGACAAAAUGUCCUCCAGGACCUCACGUGCUGCUGCUGGUCUUAAAUGUAGACACACCGUUUAAAGAAAAUGAAAAAGACAUUCUAUGUGGUAACAUGAAAUGUUUUGGUCAUGAAGUGUGGAGGCACACUAUAGUCCUGUUCACCUGUGAAGAUCAUCAUACAAGCACUCAACAAUUUAUUGAGAAUGAAAAUCUCCAGUGGCUCAUUGAGAAAUGUGGGAACAGAUAUCACGAGCUUGAUACUAAAAACUGGGGCAAUGGAUCUCAAGUCAUAGAACUGCUUAAUAAAAUACAGGAGAUGGUAGAAGGAAACAGAGGUGGACAUUAUGAAUUAAACAGAGAGAUUUUGAAGCAGGUGGAGGAGAAGAGGAGAGAACAGGAGAAGAGAGCAAACAUAAGAAGGAUCAAAAAUCAACAACUGAAAGAUGCGACAAAAACAACUGAAAAUAAGCAUCCCGUCUCAGAGCUGAGGAUGGUGCUGCUGGGUUAUAAUGGAUCUGGGAAGAGUUCAGCAGGAAACACCAUCCUGGGAAAAUCUGUAUUUGAUUCCAAAAGAUCAUUGACAUCUGCAGUACAAGAAGGAGAUGUUGCAGGAAGACACAUCACUAUGGUCGACACUCCAGGCCGAAGAAGAAAUUACCACUCAAAAUACACCCCCAGACUCUACAAAGAUGAGAUUGUGUUGUGUUCAUCUCACUGUCCUCCAGGACCACAUGCCUUUCUGCUUAUCAUAAGAGUGGAUGUUUCUUUCACUGAAGUGUACAGAAAGGCAGUAGAGGAACAUGUUGCUCUUCUUGGUCUCAAUGUCUGGGACCACAUGAUUGUUCUCUUUACCUUUGGUGACUGGUUGCGAGACACAAGCAUUGAGCUGUUCAUUGAGAGUGAAGGAGAAGCUCUUCAGUGGAUAAUAGACAAAUGCGGGAACAGGUAUCAUGUCUUCAACAACAGAAACACAGAUGAUGGCAAUCAAGUGACAGAGCUGUUUGAAAAGAUAGAAGAGAUGGUUGCAGGAAACAAAGGAUGCUGUUUUAAAAUACAGCAAAAGAAUUUGGAAGAGGUACAGUCCAGAAGGAUGAAAGUUGAGAAAUUAGCAAAACAGAUGAAGGCUGAAGUUAAAAAAAGAAACGAUUUGAGACAUUCAACAUCAGGGGUUGCUGAACUUUUUGAAAUGAGGUUGGUGUUGCUUGGACCUCACCAUUCCAGCAUAAGUUCAACAGGGAACACAAUUUUGGGAAGGCAAGUAUUUGACCGAAGAAUGGAAGAGAAUCUAAGUAAUAAUGGGGAAGUUGCCGGGAGGAAACUCUCUGUUGUUUGUACACCGGGUUUUGAGAAAGAUUUCCUUAUUGGGAAAAGACUUGAGGAUGCUAAACGCAACCUUCUGAAAAGUCUAGCAGAACAGUCUUCUGGACCACAUGCUUUCAUUUUAGUCCAGAGUGUUGACUGUUCCUUUGCAGAGGAAGAGAAAGGUGCAUUAAUGAAAAUCAUGGAGCCUUUUGGUGAAGGAAUCUGGAAUCAUAUAUUGGUUCUCUUUGCUGUUGGAGAGGAACUAGGAGAAACUCCCAUAGAGUUAUUCAUUGCAAGUGAAGGUGACGCUCUCCAGUGGCUCAUUGAGAAAUGUGGGAACAGGUAUCAUGUUCUCAACACUAAGAACUGGAGUGAUGGAUCUCAGGUCGCAGAACUCCUGGAGAAGAUUGAGGAGACGGUGGCAGGAAAUAGAGGAUGUCAUUUUAGACUAGAUGAAGAUACUUUAAAAUGGGUUGAAAGAACAAUAGCUAUACCCAUUACAAGAUCACACAGUAUGGAUGAUCCAAUGAGUUUUUUUCCUCAGGGGAUAGGUUCAGGACAGGUGUCCCAGAGAUCCCAAGAAGCACCUGAAGAGUCAAGUUCAAAAAUGAGCUCUGGAGUGGAGUCUCUUAGCUCUAUUCCUGAGUUUGAUUGAGGCCUGGAUUCUGAUUCAGAUACACAUGCAGUCUAACAUUGUCUUGUUUGCUUAAUUUUAUUAUCUUAUACAUUUUUAUUACCUGUUUAGAUCUGUACAUAGAGAACAGAAGGGAACAAAAAGGUCACUUAUGUUCAUUAAUCAGUAUCAUCAAAUCUUUACUGAACAUGUUUUGAGUAUUUUUUUUUUUCACAACUGAUGGCUUGAUUUUUGUGAAUAUGUAAUUUAUCAGACGCGCACUGUAUACAAUUCUUCAGUAAAAUAUGAUUUCAGAUUUUGAAAACCCAACUUUAAAUGGGUGUAUGGAUCUAUGUUUUUGAAAAAGCACACCAGACUAUUAUAUGAUUGAACACGUGAUGUCACUGUGAUUGGCUGCUCUAACCAUAAACAGCUUUUGUAAUUGCACACUUUAUCUAGACCGGUAACACUGGUAUUUAUUUUAUGCUUUGUACUGUACAUGUAACAUAGCAAUAUUAAUAGUAUAAAAUUUUGUUUUGAAACCUUGUGACUUAACGUGUUUCCCAUUAUCACGUUUUUAAUAAUUUCUUUUCAACUUACAUGUAGCAUUUAGCUUUUAUCUUUAACUGAGAAACCAAAAUUCCCUUGAACUUUUGACAUAUAAGAAGUCACUGUACAGUAAAAGACAUCCUGUAAGUUUCUGAACUCAAAACAUUCUUGUUAGUCUAAAACAGAUUAUAUUAGAGCCUGGGUGCAAAUGACGGCUUAUGGAAUGUGUUGCUCUAUUGGUGCAUUCAAGUCAUGUUGUAUAGAUGAUAUUUAUGAGUUGAACACACAAGAAAGCCACCACAAAGUCAAUAUUAUGAGUGGGAAACUCAAAACUAAUGCUGCAUUCACAUCAUGUCAUAAUUACUGUAACUUUGAGAUGAAAACAUGUCGAUGUUCUACUUGGAGCUGUUCACAUUGGACUCGAAAUCAGGACUAUCGCACUCUCCCACUAAACACUGGACGUCGGAUAGAUGUGCAGAUCAUGUCUAAAUUAGGUCCAUCGGUCCAUGACCAUUUCUGAACAUCUAUUCGACGUCCAAACUAGGUCCACUAUUUGGACGUCCAAACAUGACCCAACUUGGACGUCCUCUUGACGUUCAACAUUUGACCUUUGAACUGGGUAAUUUUUUGGACGUCUAUAUCAGGUGGAGUAAAUUCAAUGGACUGAUUUUGGACAUCCAAAAAUCACAUUAAAAGACGUC
Messenger RNA from Carassius auratus (goldfish), 4450 nucleotides. RefSeq names its product GTPase IMAP family member 8-like. Gene Ontology annotation, molecular function: GTP binding. The record is from RefSeq and is a predicted model, not a curated record. NCBI's taxonomy places the organism in Eukaryota, Metazoa, Chordata, Actinopteri, Cypriniformes, Cyprinidae. The coding region runs from base 1050 to 3242 and encodes 730 amino acids. The transcript is spliced from 9 exons.